GGCACCGGCACAUUGAGUGCGCCAAGACGGAGAUUUAACCCAAUCCCCGCUCUCCACCAAUAGGUCCCCGGUCCCCCACAUCGAAGUGGAGCAGCCAAGUCAACGUCAAGAGAUAGAGACAUAAACAUUCGCAAUCCAUUGCUGGGCGCCAUGCUUAACAAGUCAUGUCCAGGUUGUUUCGACUCACCGAAAGGAGCCACAAACUUAAUUGGCGAUGAGUUUUGUUCCACCAAACAGCGAUACCAGGAUCGCUAUGAACAAAUCAGUAGGAGGAGGAUAAGUUCUUAGGCGUUUUUGUGUGCCAUCCGAAAGAGCCAUGUUUCAGGCUCAAGAAGUAUAAGUAUCGUCGCAGCUCUGUCAUAUUGUCUCACAGCACAUCCAGAGCUUCAGCAUCUUCAAGCACACUCAUUCAGACUCUCACUUCUCACCACUUGAACCUCACUCCUUCAACAUGCGUUUCGAAAUCGCCCUUAUCACUGCCGCAGUCGGCCUCGCUGCUGGUCAGACACUGAACAUCCCCACCCGCGUUGGUGACAUCGUGCACCUCUCCAAGCCCAGUUCCAUCUCCGGCUCCAAGGAUAUGGGGGGCAAGGAGUUCGAUCGUGGCAGGGCCUGUGACACUGAUGCCGACACUGGCAGUGACAGCGCGGUCUUCAUCCUUGAGAACGGUGCCACCUUGAGCAACGCUAUCAUCGGAAAGGAUCAGCUCGAGGGUAUCCACUGCAAGGGUGCUUGCACCAUCAAGAACGUCUGGUUCCGUGACGUUUGCGAGGACGCGAUCUCUGCCCUCGGCUCCGGAAACGUUCUCAUCGAGGGUGGCGGUGCCCAGGAGGCCAAGGACAAGGUUGUCCAGCAUAACGGCAAGGGUACGGUCACCAUCAAGAACUUCACUGUCGUCAACGCUGGCAAGCUCUACCGUGGAUGCGGUGACUGCACCAACAACGGAGGCCCCAGGAACGUUGUCAUCUCUGGUGUCAAGGCCAAGGGUGUCAGUGAGCUUGUUGGCAUCAACUCCAACUACGGAGACACCGCCAACAUUCAGAGCUCGUGCGGAUCUGGCGUCAAGAAGAUCUGCCAGGAAUACAAGGGUGUUGAGAAGGGCAACGGUGACAGCAGCAAGGUCUCGACCACCGCCAGCUGCAAGGGCCAGACUAGCUUCUCCGCUUGCUAAACAUCUUCAGCAGCGAUGUUUAGUAUAUAUCCUCUUACGGGGCAUCAGCAGCGCGCUGUGUGCGAGC
This is a messenger RNA of Boeremia exigua, 1238 nucleotides long. RefSeq names its product pectate lyase. Gene Ontology annotation, cellular component: extracellular region. Bases 452 to 1171 code for a protein of 239 amino acids. Gene Ontology annotation, biological process: pectin catabolic process. The transcript is spliced from 2 exons. The record is from RefSeq and is a predicted model, not a curated record. Lineage: Eukaryota; Fungi; Ascomycota; Dothideomycetes; Pleosporales; Didymellaceae. Gene Ontology annotation, molecular function: pectate lyase activity.